Messenger RNA from Lizanozyma spartinae, 1860 nucleotides. It is a transcript of the gene MNT4, whose product is annotated as Mnt4p. Lineage: Eukaryota; Fungi; Ascomycota; Pichiomycetes; Serinales; Debaryomycetaceae. Gene Ontology annotation, cellular component: Golgi apparatus. Bases 1 to 1860 code for a protein of 619 amino acids. The record is from RefSeq and is a predicted model, not a curated record. Gene Ontology annotation, biological process: protein O-linked glycosylation. Gene Ontology annotation, molecular function: alpha-1,3-mannosyltransferase activity. The transcript has a single exon.
AUGGUUGCAGCAGCAUGUGUUGUGGGACUCAUGUUGUACUUUCAACUUGGAACUUUUGACGAUAAGAUUUUUGAAUCCGCGCUCGUGUCAAAGUUCAAAGGUGGCUAUGACUUUGUUCAGCAAAGGAAGCAAUAUGUUAACCCCCAGUACCAUCGUCCAUACUUCCAAAGACACACUGUUGAGAGUCCUAUUGAUAAAUCAUGUCAACAGUAUUUUAGAUCGUUAGAGACAUUUGACUUGAAAUACUUUCAAGAUUUCCGUUUUGACAGAACACUACUUAAGAAACAGAAGUGGGUCCACCACAGACAACUAGCAUAUAAAUCACAGUUAGUUAGAGCUGGGAAAACGUAUGAAGCAUCUGUUUACGAUCCAAUUAUAGAGAAAGAAUAUGAAAAGGCUAUAAACGAUCUUUCAGUGUUUGAAAUGCGUCUUAGUAACGUUCUCUCUCAUUUUAGAGUUUUACUGAAUUGUCCCGAUGCUGAUAAAAUUGGUGAAAAGUUCUUAAAUUCCAUAUUUCCUACCGAAAUAAUUUAUAGAGGAGAUGGUCUGGGUAAUGGGUUGGUGAUUCCCUUGUAUGAAAAAGUAUCUGUUUCAACUGUAGCUAGUUUGAUUCGAGUUCUUCGAAGCUUACAGACUUCGCAUCCAAUUGAACUUGUUUUCCAUGAUUUAGAAGAUGAUGAUAGGAGUUUGCUUGAACUGGCAGCUCGUGAUACUUUAGAACGAAUUCCUAAAGAGUUUGAAGAGAUUGUGGGUCGACCUUUCAAUCAACAAGAAGAUUACCCUCCAGUAUCGUUAAUGUUUUUAGAGGUUGAGAAGCCAAAUGAUAAUGAUGUUGUUACUGGCGAUAGCUAUUUAUUUGCCAAAGCAUCCUUGCUAAAUUCUUUUAAAGUCAUUACUAUGCUUCAUCCUGAUAUCAUCCCUCUCACUGAUGAUUUCUCAUCACAGAUUAUUCGUGCUAGCAAUGAAUUUCGGGAAACAGGGCUAUUCAUGUUUCAACAACCAUAUUGGACUCAUACAAGACAACGGAGAGGACCAUCUGGAUUUCAUGAAAUCAAUAAUUUUAUUCAUAAGUAUUUACUGCCUCAAAAGGAAGAUGAAAUACAUUUUGGAAUAAAACCAAUAGAGUCAACUACCAUGAAGAGAAGAUAUUUUGAUGAUUUAUUCUCACAAACCAUAGAUCAUUCAAUGGUCAUUAUAAAUAAAGAUAAGCACAAGUUUACUCUUUAUGUUCAUCUUUUCUUAUCCUUGAUACAACAAAAUGACUACUUCAAUACAAGAGUGAGUCAGCAUAGUGGUUUAAAUCUUGAAUUGCUUUGGCUCUCUUCAGAGAUUUUAGGUGCUCCAUAUCACGUGAAUCUGCAUGCUGGCGUGGCAGUAGGUAUACAUACCCCACCUGAAUUGGCAAACAAAACAUUUAAGAAGACAACCCAAGCAUCGGAACUUUGCUCUUCAAGUUGGGGACAACUUAGUGAGAUUAAUGAUCGUUUGUUGUAUGUACAAAAUUAUCAAUUGUUGAAUUGGAAGACUAGUCCAGGUUUUAAGCUAGCUUUAAGAAAUCGAUAUCUGAUAAUGGGGAAGCCACUUCAAGAUUAUACAUCAAAACUUCAAUUGAAUCCACUAUGGAUCGACACAGCACUUGAGCCUCCAUUUGUGUCGGAUCCUAUCUUUGAUAAAGGAGAACCAAGUCAAGGAUGGAAUGUUUGGGAUUCAUUUGCUGAUGAGCUGGCUUUUCCUUAUUAUUGUGCUUAUAAUGUUGUUGGAGAUGUUUCUUCUGGAAGAUAUGGACGUAGUUUUGAUUUUGACACCGGAAUUCAAAUCAAGGUUAAUUAUUACGCCAAUAUUUGGCUACAUCAGAAUUAG